AUGAGGCCUGAAAUUACUGCAGAGUGCACCUUUGACCUGGUCUCCAUCAUGAACAUGGAACAGCAGGAACUGGUGAAGGAGGCAGCCAAGAACACCAACACAUCUGGCUGGGACUGUGCUACAGCUGUGCUCUUGAUCUCUGGUUCUGGUGUUGUCUCCAUCGAUGUGGGAUGUGCCAGCCUUUGUGGCUGGUCUCCUGUCCCUCUUAUUCAAGGUCAGUGUUCCUUGUUUUCAUGCCAGCGCUAUAAGUACUAUUUUAUUAAAGAGCCUAAAACAUGGGACGAAGCUCAGAGCUACUGUAGAGAAGGAUAUAAAGACCUGGCCACAGUGCCUGACGUGACAUAUAGGGAGACUCUGUACAUAGAUUCUACAGAGAAUCAAGCAAACGCCUGGAUUGGGCUGUACAGCAUCUCAGGAAGAGAAAACAGGAUGUGGCACUGGUCUCUGCCAGGAGUGGAGUUCCAUGAUAAAGAGAUGAAAUGGAAAGUAGGGGAACCUAAUGAUAAACCUGAACAUCUUGAGAACUGUGGACGGAUUAAAAGCCCUGAUGGGCUGGUGGAUGUUGGCUGUUCUAACAAUCACGCUUUUGUCUGCUAUAAUGAACAAAACAAAUCACUCCAUUUGAUUGACACAAAAAAAAAGUGGCGUGAGGCUCAGAGCUACUGCAGACAGCACCACACAGACCUGGCCAGUGGAGCAGAACAGUUAAAGGAAGCAGUCAGUAAAUUAUCUCGUAAACCACCAUCAUGGAUCGGCCUGUUCAGAGACACCUGGAGGUGGUCAGAUGGGAGUAAUUCUUCUUACAGACACUGGGAAAGUGUGGAUGAGUUGCCUGUAGAGCUGUCUAAAACUGACAGCGGCACCAGGAAGUGUGCGAUGAUUGCAUUAAACAAAGAAGGAAAAUGGAGCGCUGAUGAUUGUAACAACACAAAACCUUUCUUCUGCUAUGAUGAAAAAUGGAUCCUGAUCAAUGAAAGCAAAAAUUGGGACGACGCCUUAAUUUACUGCAGAAAUCACCAUGAUGGCCUGGUCUCCAUCACAAGCAGUGAACAGCAAGAACUGGUGAAGGAGAAAGCCAAGAAUGCUACCACUCCGUAUGUCUGGCUGGGACUGCGCUACAGCUGCGCUCUCGAUCUGUGGUUCUGGGUCAAUGACCAGCUUGCCUGCUAUCAGAACUGGGCCAAUGAGACAGACACUGGACAUUGCGACCUGGCUGUAGCCAUGGAGACAGGAGGAGAACAUAAAUGGUUGAAGAAAGAUGAUGAAGAGAAGUUUAACUUCAUCUGUUCUCUGUGACUGGUUUUAAAAGCAGUGUAGCAGCCAUGGGUUAAAAAUGUGCCAAUACUAGAAACAGAUGACACGUAACAAUCAUUUAAGUUGAUCAGGCAUAAAAUUAUGACCCCGGACAUGUAAGGUGAAUUACACUGAUUAUCUCUUCAUCACAGAGCCUGUUAGUGGGUGGGAUACA
Messenger RNA from Pundamilia nyererei, 1468 nucleotides. Its product is annotated as secretory phospholipase A2 receptor-like. The coding region runs from base 1 to 1296 and encodes 431 amino acids. The record is from RefSeq and is a predicted model, not a curated record. The transcript is spliced from 5 exons. Lineage: Eukaryota; Metazoa; Chordata; Actinopteri; Cichliformes; Cichlidae.